GAAGAAGAAGAAGAAGAAGAAGAAGAAGAAGAAGAAGAAUGGAAUGCUCUGUCAUCUUCUUCGCACCUUCUCCCUGAACCCCUGACCCCAAGACUCCUUCGGGCUGUUAAUAAGUAGUCCUGUUCCUUCUAUUUCCUGUUCUCAAACCCGAUGCUACCCCCCAACCUCCAGUCAGCCUGGUGGCAAGGCGGGCAGUGUGGCAGAUGCCUGGGUAUUUAUAACCUGGAAGCACUUCUUGGGGAAAGUGACUAAGAUGCUAAGAUCGUAUUUAUAGCUGAGUUCUGACGUAAGUGUCAGUGGGGAGGUAGGACCGGGCCAGGCGCAACAGCAAAGAGGGUGGGAAGAGCUAGAAGCCAUGGGCACCAGACAGAGGGGCUUGGGAAGGUAGCGUCAGUGUCUCCUGCAGCCACCUCUGGCGACUUCCCCUGAGCCUGUUUCCUGGCACAAGCCCUCCUAGACACCCCCAGGGAGGGGCACUUGCAGGCUCAUCGGUCAUUCUCCAAGGGGCCAACAAGCUGUCACUCCCCUGCAGCAACCAACAGAGAGAGACCCGAGAGCUCUAGGGAGCAGUAGCCAAAACUCUUGAAUAUGUUUCAGGGCCUGAGGAGAAAAACCAGUGGAUAUAAAUGUCUCCUAAUCCUUUCUCCCUCUUCUCCACUCCAUGGUGCCCUGAGUUUCUAGGAAGUCUGGCCUCAUGUCAAUGGUGGUAGGGAUGCACUCUGGCAGUAGCGAGGUAAAAGAGCAGAGGAGCUAGCCCUUGUCCACUGCCUGUGAGGGAGGCAAGAUCCUAAGGGAGUCCAUGAGGCAUAUCCACCAUCUUUCCACUCUCCAGCGGCUCUGUCCCUGUCCCCAGGAUUCUCUGGUCAGCCACUGUCCAGUGACAAGGCACUGCCCCAUGGUGGACACAGAAGGUCCCUUAAACUUCCAUUUUCCAACUACAUUACCAGAAGCCUGGCACCACUCCUGGGCUGCCUCAGAUUUGGCCAACUCCUACAGUACCCUAAAGGCAAGUGGUUACCCGGCGGCACAGGUGCUUCAAAGGCGCUCGCCCUUCUGCCAGCUCUGCCGGACUCUGCUCUGCUGUAAGAUUGCGUCACCACGAGCCCACCUGGCCGGGUUUCCCCAGACAUCACAGAAGAUGUCCUCAUCCCUGCUCUGGCCCUCCCCCAGGUGGACUCUGGGCAGCCAGCACAGGCAGGGUCAAAAGGUAAUUUCUAUGUCCCGUGGCACUGCCACCUAGGCCUGAUCAAGAGGACUCCAUUUUUUUUUUAAACCACCCUUUCUAAAACCUAACUCAGCUUGAACGCUAGAAUUAUUGUUCUGACAUGGAAACCCUGAGAACUAACCCACUGGAACAGCCUCAUAAAACGGUUUCCGUUUUCAAUCUCGGAAGUCGGUCAGGGCAUAUUGAGGAGCCACCGCCCAUCCCCACCUGGCUCCUAUGGACUCCCUCACCUGAAUCCUAGACCUUGGGAACUGACCGUGUGAAAUCAUCCUCUUUCUUGCAUCAUGCAUGUCCACGUUGCACCUCCAUACCCCUACCUCAAGCCACCACACCCAGAUGGUGAAACUCGAGCCCCGGGGGAGCCCUCCACCCCCUGCAGGGGCCUGAUGGGCAGCGCAGCUGGCCAAUCCUAAGGUUCAGAGGGUAGGUCUGCUGGUUGACCGCUAGGUGAGGGAUCCCAAGCAACUGGCUCUAAAGAGGCCCUGCCAGUAGACAGUCAUGAACUGUGAGGGUCACACAUAGCUACCCCACCAGACGUUCUACUCUCAGUCUUCCUGAGUCCUAGGCUAUUGAGGACAAGUAGCUUGGUCUGCCCUUUGUCAAGGGUAGCUGUGACACCGGUUUGCUGUUGCUGUUGCUGCUGCUGCUGUAACCUCUUUGGGAAAUCAGACUCAUAAAACUGCCACCCAUUCGAGGUUCUCAACUCAGAGCCAUCUACCUGGAGCAUGGAGCUUCCAAAAGCCCAGCUCUGGCUAAUACUGCUGUGGGCAUUGGUGUGGGUGCAGAGUACAAGAUCUGCGUGCCCAUCCUGUGGGGGCCCAACACUGGCACCCCAAGGAGAACGCGCUCUGGUCCUGGAGCUAGCCAAGCAGCAAAUUCUGGAGGGACUGCACCUAACCAGCCGUCCCAGAAUAACUCGGCCUCUGCCCCAGGCAGCACUGACCAGAGCCCUCCGGAGACUGCAGCCCAAGAGCAUGGUCCCUGGCAACCGAGAGAAAGUCAUCAGCUUUGCUACCAUCAUAGACAAAUCCACUUCAACCUACCGCUCCAUGCUCACCUUCCAGCUGUCCCCUCUUUGGUCCCACCACCUGUACCAUGCCCGCCUCUGGCUGCAUGUGCCUCCCUCUUUUCCGGGCACUCUGUACCUGAGGAUCUUCCGUUGCGGCACCACUAGGUGCCGAGGAUCCCGCACUUUCCUAGCUGAGCACCAAACCACUUCCUCUGGCUGGCACGCCCUGACUCUGCCCUCUAGCGGCUUGCGGAGUGAGGAAUCUGGCGUCGUGAAACUCCAGCUGGAAUUUAGACCCCUGGAUCUUAACAGCACCGCUGCGGGACUGCCACGGCUGCUCUUGGACACAGCGGGACAACAACGUCCCUUCUUGGAACUUAAAAUCCGAGCUAAUGAACCUGGAGCAGGUCGGGCCAGGAGGAGGACUCCCACCUGUGAGCCUGAGACCCCCUUAUGUUGUAGGCGAGACCACUAUGUAGACUUCCAGGAGCUGGGGUGGCGGGAUUGGAUCCUGCAGCCGGAGGGAUACCAGCUGAAUUACUGCAGUGGGCAGUGCCCGCCCCACCUGGCUGGCAGUCCUGGCAUUGCUGCCUCCUUCCAUUCUGCCGUCUUUAGCCUCCUCAAAGCCAACAACCCUUGGCCUGCGGGUUCUUCCUGCUGUGUCCCCACUGCGCGAAGGCCUCUCUCCCUCCUCUACCUUGACCAUAAUGGCAAUGUGGUCAAGACCGAUGUGCCAGACAUGGUAGUAGAGGCCUGUGGCUGCAGCUAGCAACAGGACCUGAAGGUUCUGGGUGAAGUUCAAGGUUCAAGUUGGGGGUUCCCACGUGUCUGGAAACUCGAGUUCCGGAUCAAUACUGACACCCUAAAAGCUGUGUAGCAGUAUGCCUGGGUUUGACCCCUAUGGAACUUAAAUGGGCGUUUUCUUGUCCCAGAUUCUGGCCUAUUUCAGGCUGUUUCAAAUGUGGACAGAUGGGUAAAGCGUUGCCUUUCAAGGGACUGCCUGGCCAGCACCAUUUUCUACAUCAAGCCCUGUUCCAGGACAGCAGGAAUGCCGUGGGAGGGAAGGAAGAACACAGGGGAAAAUUACUUAGUCUCUCCCGAGAAAGAAGUUCCUCAAGUAAUGAAGGAGGAAGUAGAGGGUGGGCAGAUUAGGAAAAGACAAACAUACAGGCUAAGAACAGGGGGUAUUGCCUGCUUUGACAAGGUCAAGAGGAAGAGGAGCAGGCGCCGAGGAGGGAGGGGUGUCAGGGGUCCCUGGAAUCGAGAAUCAGUAAAAAGGGAUGCUGAACAUGUUAAGUUCUUAGGCUUCCCCCUCGAGGACAGGACCCACGUGGGUGACAUACAUUUUAUAUUUUCUUAAUAAAAAGGAGAAAGAAAAGCACCA
Messenger RNA from Mus caroli (Ryukyu mouse), 3618 nucleotides. The record is from RefSeq and is a predicted model, not a curated record. Lineage: Eukaryota; Metazoa; Chordata; Mammalia; Rodentia; Muridae.